AUGUUGCAGAGACAGUUACCAGAAACAAUGGCAUUUAAGUACCUGGGAAGUACACUUGAGACUGGUGGAGGAGUCGGGGCAGAAGUAAACCGAAGGAUACAAUGUGGAUGGAACAACUGGAAGAAGAUGUCUGGCAUCCUCUGCGAUACAAGUAUCCCAUCGAAGGUGAAAGGCAGGAUCCACAUGUGGGUAAUCCAACCAGCGAUGCUAUAUGGUAUGGAAACGGUACCCCUGAGUACCCGUAACACCAAUAGACGAGGAGUGCCAGAAAUGAAAAUGAGCAGAUGGGCAUGUGGCCACACAUUGAAAGAUCACGUGAUGAACGAAGUGAUUCCAGAAAAAAAUGAGAAUCACACACAUUACGGAACAGUGCAGGAAAGCCCAACUAAAAUGCGAAAAGAAGAGAUGAGGAGUAUGCUGGGCGCAGAGUGCUAG
Messenger RNA from Penaeus vannamei (Pacific white shrimp), 435 nucleotides. RefSeq lists its product as uncharacterized. The record is from RefSeq and is a predicted model, not a curated record. NCBI's taxonomy places the organism in Eukaryota, Metazoa, Arthropoda, Malacostraca, Decapoda, Penaeidae.